Molecule: messenger RNA, 783 nt
Organism: Cydia amplana
Lineage: Eukaryota; Metazoa; Arthropoda; Insecta; Lepidoptera; Tortricidae
Gene: kri
Product: uracil phosphoribosyltransferase homolog
Exons: 4
Coding region: 76-747 (223 amino acids)
Cellular component (GO): cytoplasm
Molecular function (GO): ribosylnicotinamide kinase activity
Source: RefSeq, a predicted model, not a curated record
AAUGACAUUUGACAAUUGUUUUCGAUUUUUAUCUCUUGUGUUAUUGCAAAGUGCUCGUGUUAUUGUAAACCUUAAAUGGAUUUAUUAAGCGGUGAAAUCCGGCCAUGGGACGCCAACGACGUUAAACAACAGUUUGGAGACAGUCUCAUGCUAUUGCCUUCGAACGAUAAUACCAAAGAGUUGCAGAGUAUUCUACGGGAUAAAAAUACAUCGCGAAGUGAUUUCAAGUUUUAUGCGGACCGUUUGAUAAGGCUAGUGAUUGAAGAGAGCCUGAACAAGUUGCCGUUCACGGACUGCGAGGUGGUGACGCCCACGGGAGCGUUGUAUAAAGGGCUGAAGUAUGGAGCUGGGAACUGUGGCGUGUCUAUCGUGCGGUCCGGAGAGGCCAUGGAACAAGGUCUCCGAGAUUGUUGCCGCUCCAUCCGCAUUGGCAAGAUCCUGGUGGAGAGUGACACAGACACGCAUGAGGCACAUGUAGUCUAUGCCAAGUUCCCCGAAGACAUUGCUCGGAGACAGGUGUUGCUCAUGUAUCCAAUCAUGUCCACAGGAAAUACUGUUAAACAGGCAGUGAACGUACUGACACAGCAUGGCGUAAAAGAGGAGCGAAUCAUAUUGUCCAACUUGUUCUGCACGCCUGCCGCCGUUCAAGCUGUGGUAGACUACGUGCCCCGGAUGAAGAUACUCACCUCCGAACUCCACCCAGUAGCGCCUAACCACUUUGGACAAAAGUACUUUGGGACUGACUGAAAGUUUCUAGGAACAAUUGAUUGCUUUAACUAUUUU